AUGGUUUGCAUUACGAAGGCCCUUCUGAACCACAAUCACACUUUGUCCGACAAGGUGUUCAGCAACUACCCCCGAAGGAGAAUUGCCAUCCCUUCUGAGGUUGUUGACACUGUCAACGUCCUCCAAAAAGCUGGGGCAAAGAAAAAAAACCAUUCACCAGUACAUACUGGAGAAUUCUACUUGCAAGCGGUCACUGCUAUAGACAAAGCGCUUGCAUGGCUAACUAAAAUCAACUUUUCUAUCAAGUUGCCAGCCAACUUUGUGGUUCAAUUCGAUGAACGCCUUAGUGACAGGCUCAAAGCGUUGCCACUGACACACGAUUCGGUACGUCCGCUACGUAUAGAAGUAAACUUGCCAUUUUGUCUGUACUCAUAUAAACGAACUGUGAAUUACAGGUGCAUGCUCUCGAACUUGCAGGCAAAGGAAAGGGUGUCUAUCUUGCGAAACUCUGUUCAAAGUGGCGGCGAAUAUGCUUGGUCACCACAGCAAUGUCUCUGUGGUUGA
Messenger RNA from Phytophthora sojae, 504 nucleotides. RefSeq lists its product as hypothetical. The record is from RefSeq and is a predicted model, not a curated record. Lineage: Eukaryota; Oomycota; Peronosporomycetes; Peronosporales; Peronosporaceae. The transcript has a single exon. The coding region runs from base 1 to 504 and encodes 167 amino acids.